CUUUUUCUUCUCUGCUGUCCUUUUUUUCCCUCUCUCUCCCUCUCUUCUCUGGGGGUUGCAAAGGUAGUUCAAACCCCUCCAGUCAUCUCGGCUUAUCAGCCACAGGAGAUACAUUCCUCUGGGCUGCUCCCUUUAUAAGUCACUGCUGGCCGGGCGCCCGCCCGCCGCUCCGCAGCCUCCGCGCCGGCAGCGCUGCCCGCUCCGCGCUGGCCCCGCCAUGCCCUAGCCCGGGCCCGCUCACCCGCCCGCCGGGGGCCGCGCAGCAACUCGGGGAGGGUCGGCAGCGAUGGCACCCCCGCCCCCGUGCCCCGCCCGCCCCUGAGGGCGGCUGCUGCCGCCGGGAUGUUCAGCUGGCAUCGGAGCUUCACCCUGGGAACGCCCUGGAGGAGAGCAGGUAAGAAGAGCCCACCUGCUGAGGACAAAGUCGUGUUAACACACAUGAAGAUACUGAGCAAUGAAGGAAUUCAAAACCCAGGGUUAAUCCCAGAGGCUCCAGCUGACACAGCCUGCACAGAGGAGUUCCAUCUUCCUGGUGCCAGCGUCCCACCAGACUGCUUGGGAAGUCCUGAUGCAGCAGCCACGCCAGCAGAUCCAGACUGUGCGGAUGGCCCGGCAAGCACUGACUAUGUAGCCACCCUGCCUGACCUCAGCGCCUUCGAGUCCAAAUGCCGGCUCCACAGAUUCUCCAAAUUUGAAUCUGAGGACUCGGGGGUUGAGUUGCCAAGCGGUGCUAAUUCUCCAUCAACGCCUACGGGCUCAGAGAAGAGCUUUGUGCUUCACAGCAGAGACUCAUUUUGUGACUCGGGUGUGCUUAGCACCUCUUCUUCUCCAGAAAUUGACCAUCAGUUAAUGAGAACAUGUAAAGAACAUGCCAGAAAAGUUAGCCUGCAAGAUCCAGAGAGCAAAAAGCAAGCUGAUUGCUAUAGUCAGGAGGCAGAGGCUGUGCAGGAUCCUACAGCUUCCCUUAAAGACUUCAAUGACCCUCAGGAAGAAAGUACUGAUGAACAUUUUCACCAGGAUGACAAGCAGUCUCCAGAAAAGGAACCUACUGCAGAGAUGGACCUUUCCAGGGAAAGCACUCUUUCCACCCCAGGUCCCGUAGAACAGCCAAAGACAAUUGCUGACAAUUUUCCAGAGAAUUUUGGCAGCAUGCAAGACCUUCAGAUCCAUGAACAUCAGCUGAAGAAGUACCCCACAAGUGACAGCUUGGAUGAAUACAUGGAUGAAUGCUGUAGGCUGAGUGAGGUGAACCAAAGUAACAGCAAAGCCCUGGGAUCUGGUCUGGGAUACCUAGAACACAUCUGCCAACUGAUUGAGAAGAUUGGGCAGCUUCAGGAGCAUAACCUGCGUCUCCAAAAACAAGUGUGCAGCUUGCAGAAAGAGCAGAAGAUGAGUCAGAUAAAAGAGGAAUACGUUCUGCAGCAUUGCUACUGUGGAGCUGCCAGUAUCUUUCUUAACUCAUAUCAAGACAUGAAAACAAAUUUUGCUGGGAGGAGCAGACCUCACAGCCUCUUGGUUCAGACUGGAAACCCUUCUGAUCUUUCCAUCAUCCCAGAAAUAGGAGCGAACACCGAGAAGCUAAGCAGCUGCAAUGGAAGUGAGAGAUACCUGGAAUCAGGAAAGAGCCAGCCAAUGAUGGGGCUCAGGAAGUCAUCAAACAAUAGGAACAACAAGGAGAAUGAAUUCAGAGAAGUUGGAAGUAUGGCUGAGGGACAGGUUUUUCUGUCAAAGGACCCUGCAGUAAGAAAGGCUCUGGACGUCAGCAAGAACAUCUCGGGUGAGAGCCAUGCUUGGAGGAGAAUGAGAGAUCUGAUGAGGAAGACAAGGUUGACAAACCAGAACAAGCUGGGGCUGUCCUCUGCUGCUCUGAAGAGGUCCUGCCCACAGUUGUAUAGGCCAGAUAUUUUGUCUUCAGAGCUGAGGAAAACUGAGAGGAACUCCAUGAUUGUUCUGGGACAAAAUACAAAGAACGAAAACUUAUGGCCUUUCUGAUAACUUGAGUCAAAUGGAGCAAGGUAAAAAAGUCAAGGCAAGAACACCAAAGGACACAAAAUCAAGAAUCCCAGGGUUACUCUGUGCAAUCUGCAUCCUACAAUUGUCAACAGAGCAACUCUGAAUUGAGUGUUGGAAGGGAAAGAGGGAAGGGGGAUGUUGAGAAGGGUCUGUGGGCAGAUACAUGCUCAACUAUGUAUGGCUUUACUCCUGAAUCUGAAGUGUACUUUAUAAAGUCAAGCCACAGAUGAAAAUUGCUGUUAGCAUCUUGGCAACACAAGCAACAGGGACCUUUAAGAUUUGGAAAUUCUUCCUCUUCUCUGGAUUGGGAACAGAGUUACCUGAAACACCGAAGUUUUAAAACUAUCAUUACUUUCUGGGGACUUCUCCAGCUGAAAUAAACAUUAGCUUUAUGGGACAUAGCAUCAUCUGGAGGAGUGCCAGAGACUCAUUGCCCAGGGCAGAGGUGGCUGUUGAAAGGACAGCCUCCCUCCUCUGGGAACCUGAUUUACAGUCUCUGUCCCCAGCACAGUUCCUCCCUUCAGAGCAGCCUGUAGCCAGCUGUGCCAUUUCACUGGAAUCCAACAGGAAAACAAUGUAAAGCUAAGGUCAUUCCUGAAUCCACUACUAGCCUCCUGUCCUGCGGGCCUGCUCCUUCUGCAGAGGUCCCUGGACUCUGGUGCUAUCCUGCACAGAGGUUGGCAUUGUACACACUCAAUGUAAAGAUCAGAGUAAGCAGCACUGCAGGAAUCAGCCUUUUGAGACCGUGGGGGGGCAUCCAGGGCAGCCUCUGCCCCAGCCAUUGUGUAAUCAUCUUUUUCCUCUUUUUUUGAUGGGGGACAGGACACCGGGCUUGAAUUCCUACUGUUAAGUCCCAUUGAAGUGCUCUGUGCAGGUGGGGGCCUGAGGCUGUAGGUGGAGCAGUCAUGCUGCUGUAUGGCUCUGCCUGCGCUCUCUCUACUGGGAAAAGUUGAGAACAAAGCUACAAGGGAAAGAAAUUAAAAUACAUCCUUUAUAAACUAGUGCUCUUUUUUGGGAUACACUUAACUGUGAAACACCAUGACUGUGUGUGGUGGCUGCCUUAUUGCCACAUGUACACUGCUUCCUGACUCAAGGAACAGGCAGUGCAUGCUUCUGAACGUCCCAUGGUUGCAGAGGUCUCUUAUUGGUACUAGCAAAAUAAUUAAUACACAUGGAGUAAAGAUUUAAGUAAACAAACAUAGCCUCUUGAUAAAGGAUUGUUCUACUCCAUAAAUUAUAAUAUAAUUACAAGUCAAGCAAUUGCUGAUUAAAAAUCCCUCCCCAACCCCAACUUGCCUGAGAACCAAGAUUUGACAAGCUGGCAGGAAUGAUCAGCUUCAGCAUGCUUAGUCUUUCCAUAACAGAUGUUUCUCCUUUGGUCAUCCACAUCAGCUGGAACCAUUGAAGUCCUCCAAACCAGAACAGGAUCUUUUCUGGGAUUCAGAGCAUCUCAGCCAUGCCAUUUCAGGGCCAGUAUAGUUGGCAGGGAUGAGUGAGGGCAGGGUUCAAGUACUCAGAAGGAUUGCUACUGUCGUUACUUAGUAUCUCAAUAAAACCCCACAAACACAAUGACCAAACCCCACAACCCAAACCCAAAUCCCCAUUAAAAAGAAAAAAAAGGCUGUGCUGACUCAAGGUUAGCACCCUAAAGUAGGUGCUGUGUUUAAUGUUUCAGCUGUAGUUGCUGCUGCAGGACUUGGUUAUUCACUGGAUAUCUUGCUGGCUUCAUCCAAAGCUAGAGAGAUUUAUGACUUGAUUAUUCUGUGAAUAUUCUGUAUAUAUCUCCACAAAUACAGGGGGCAAAAAUCCUGCAUUAACUUACAUCCUCCAUUAUCCCUCCAACUUUUUUACAGUGACUGUACAGAAUGUGAAUCAGUGCAAACUGAAUUUAAAGUGUUUUAAGACAUGGCAUCAUGAACUGGUAUUUUCUACAACCCUCUCUAUUCAUGGUAUAAGUUUGUUGGGUUUGUUGUUUUUUUUUUUUUUUUAACUAAGAGAAACUAGCACUCUUCUUUAUUAUAGCAUUAUGUUAAAUAUGUUCAUGUAUUUUUCAGAAAGAAAUGUAUUUAUAAUGUGUAACAUACUGUAUAGUUCUUCACUCCAGGAUCCAUUGUAAUCCAAGCAUAAGAAAUUUAAUAAAAGUAUCACUGUUAUGGUAA
Motacilla alba alba is the source of this 4172-nucleotide messenger RNA. RefSeq lists its product as uncharacterized. The record is from RefSeq and is a predicted model, not a curated record. NCBI's taxonomy places the organism in Eukaryota, Metazoa, Chordata, Aves, Passeriformes, Motacillidae. The transcript has 9 exons. Bases 343 to 1992 code for a protein of 549 amino acids.